CAUUCAGUAUUUCUUUAGAUUGUUCACGAACAAAACAGUCAAACCGCAUUUCUUCCACUUUGAAUAUCGACAGCAAUACCAUCAGUACGGUUAAUAUCGCGCCGGUUUUUAUUUUCAUUUGAAGUACUAUCCUUCAAUUUAUGUUAAGCAUGAAUACGGAGAGCCCAUUGCCCCAGGUAAUGGAGAGUAGUGAUCACGAAUACAAACAGCCUAAAGACAGGUUAGUCAGCAUACUCGAUCAAAUUGAACUCAGAGUGGAGCAAUUGAGACGUGAUGCUUUAAAACUUGAAGAAGAAAAAGAUACCAUGCUGACAACACUCGAUACUCUAAAAAAUAAUGAAGUCCUGGGAUGCCUUCAAGAACCUGAUAAAGAUGAUGUUUUACGUUAUGCUGAGCGUCUCAGCUCCAGAUGUCUAACUGUUGAAGUAAUGGUGAAAGUACAACGUGAUCCUAUUCAACAAGACGCACUUCAUCAAGUUAAUGGACUGAUCGACAGCUUGGUGAUAAGUCUCAAAACUGAUUUAACAUCGACUCGUCAACGUUGCGCUGCAUUCAUGAAUGCCUGCUCUUCUCAAUCCAUUGGCCACUCGGACAAGAUCUUUGAAUCAGUUAUCCUUGGCUGCACCCUGGACGACCAAAAGCGCGUUAAAAAGCGCCUUCAAGGUCUCCUCGAUUACAUCGACAAGAUGAACACUAUUGAAAUGGAAUGAGAAUCAAUGAUCACCUCUAUCGAUGAUUGUGCCUGGCGCAUACAAAAUACAUGCAAUGCAUUCGAUAGUUUGAAUACUGCAGAUGAAUCAAAUCGUUACGAUCAUUUCAAUAUCUCACAAAUAAUCGAAAGAUAUUAAAUGCCCAGAAUGUAGGUGCACCAGAGUUUCAACUAAUCUAUUCUUAGUAAUCUAUUUCUAGAUUACGACAAACUAUUGUAAUCCAUAUUCAAUAGUUUUACCUCGAGGGCUAUUUAGAUGUGUCUCAUCGUUUUUAUUUAACGGUGGAAUCGGAUUGUUCUCAUAUUUUCAAUUACACCGCUAUAGAAGAGGAGAAUCCAUUUCCAUUUGAAGCUAAUCGUAGAAACUAUUGGUCAAGCAUAAUAUCCUGCAUUGUUUAAGUUUGAGGGACCUUUAUCGGCUGAAUCCCAUUCCUUAUUUUCUUCUUUAACUGGAAGUAAACUAUUUGAAAUCCAAUUGUUAUUCCAUUUUUUUUGUGAUAAAUCAGAAUAAAAGAACAAACUAUUGAAUACUAA
Fopius arisanus is the source of this 1243-nucleotide messenger RNA. RefSeq names its product BAG family molecular chaperone regulator 2. Gene Ontology annotation, biological process: protein stabilization. NCBI's taxonomy places the organism in Eukaryota, Metazoa, Arthropoda, Insecta, Hymenoptera, Braconidae. Gene Ontology annotation, molecular function: adenyl-nucleotide exchange factor activity; protein-folding chaperone binding. The coding region runs from base 141 to 710 and encodes 189 amino acids. The transcript has 3 exons. The record is from RefSeq and is a predicted model, not a curated record.